Owenia fusiformis is the source of this 2579-nucleotide messenger RNA. The record is from the annotation of a GenBank genome assembly. Lineage: Eukaryota; Metazoa; Annelida; Polychaeta; Sabellida; Oweniidae.
AUUUGAAAAUGGCGGAUGUGUCCCUCGAUGAUAUUAUUCGAAAAAAGCGCUUUAACAGGGGAAAUAACAAUAGGCAGAACAAAGGAGGCGGUGGGGCACUGCAGCUUCAAACCAAAAAGAAUCAAAAUCGUGGCAACCCUAUUAAAAUAUCUAAACAGAAGCAGCCUGUCAUAAGAGUCACUGGACUUGGAAAAGUUGGGAAGCCCCAAGUUGGUAAAAAAGGAUUCGAUGCAAGACAGAGACUUGGAAACAAACCUGGAAGUUUCAAUAAUCCGGUUGUAGAUGCAAGGGAAAAACUUCAACAAAAGACAAAAUUUGUUGAUGCUAGAGUUAAAAUUCAGAAUGCAAAAGCUAAAACAACUCCAAACAAGCCAUUAGAUGCCAGAGCCAAGAUUAACAUUGCAAAGGGGAAAAAUGUUCUACUUGAUGCUAGAUCUAAAAUCAAGGCUAAACAGCAGAACAACAGAGAUAACAAUCCCAGUGACAAUGGUCCUAAUGUAAUAGUAACAGGACUAGGAAAUGUUAGGACCUCUGCUGGGGGACUUAUUGUUACUAAGAUGACACCCCCAAAACAGGAAGAAAAUACAGCUUUUACAUCUCCUGGUGAAAGUUUUAUUAAAACGAUUCGCAAUCCCAACAUUCAAGAAAGUCCAACUGGUCUCAUUACCAAAACACUGAAAGGUUUAGGAGAGACAUCUCCAUAUGCGAAUGCAGGACCCACACCGAAUUUCCGCAUCACAUCAGCUAACACUGCUAGACCAUUUGCAUUUGGUGUUCAACAGGUCAACCUUUCAACUGCCAUUCAGGCCUCUCCAGAGCCUAUGCCAUAUAUUUCUAUAAAGAAUGAUAAGUACCAGCCUCCUGUGCAGGAGUAUAUUGAAGAACCAGAAACUGACAUGUCUGCUCUUCUGUUCAGUCGGCCAGUCAGGAAAACUCAAGAAGUUUAUAUACCACAGGUUCAGUUUGACACUAGGGCCCAAGCUGCUCCUGUGAUUCAGCAGAGCAUGUUUGCACGUCCUGGCAUAAAGCGACCAAUAGUUUAUCAGGAAGAUGACUAUGAAGAAGUAGUUCCAACACGGAGGAUGAAAUCUGAUAUUCCAGCUACACAAGUUCGGCAGAGGAUACAGCUGGUUCCGCCCUCAGUAAAACCUAACCCUGUGAGGAGAGUACCUAUAACUGCACCUGAGAAUGAUGUGAUUAGUAAACCAAUAAAAGUAAUGAAUAAAAAGAAAGCUGUUGCUAAGUCUGCAGUUCCCGUGGUGACACCAGAUGAGGUCAUAAGUCCCCUACAGGGAUACAGUGUGAAGGUCACAAAUCUUGACCACAUAGUUACACAAGAGGAUAUUAUGGAACUCUUUGGUGCGUUGGGUCCACUUAAGUUUGCUAAGUUGAUAAAGCGAGGAACUGCUAAUGUAGUGUUUGUACGUAGAGAAGAUGCUCUUACUGCAGUCAAGAAAUAUCACAAUAGGGAACUUGAUGGGAAGCCAAUGCAGGUGACUCUGGUUGCAUCUACACCCCCUAAGCCUGCCCAGUCAUACCCUGCACCUGUAAAGAAAACACCCCAAAGUAUUGAAAGUCCAGGGGUGUCUAAAGAAAGCACUCAGUCUGGUGGGGGUCCUUUAAAGCUUGGUGGAAAGCCCAAGAAGUCAUCUAUGAAGGCACCUGUAGAGCUGGGACUGAUUCAUAAAGCUUUGUUCAAAACACAGCUGAAAGAUGACCCUCCUUCCAAACCUACUUCAUUUACUGUGAAACUCACUGUGUGACAGACAGACCAGGAUAUAUAGGUUUAAUACAAGGAAGACAUGAUCCAGUGUUGAUGGCGUGAACACUGUCGCAUAUAUUUUGCUGUAAAUUCUGUUCAUAAUUCAGUCUGUUAAGUGGAUUGGUGAAAAGAGUGAAUACAAAAGUAUUGUACAUGUAUUUAGGGAACCCUUUUUGCAUGAAAAGUUCUCCCUUUUAAAGCGUCUUAUUAAAAAGUUGGCUGGUGUAGCACAUCAAAAUGAAUUAUGUGUAGAAUUUAUUGCAAAGCUUUGAGAUGACCCCAGUAUUGAUAAGGACAUUGUGUUAGUUAUGUGACUUUGAGAGAUGAUCUCUUACUGCUGAAAAGAGCAUGGUACAAGCAGAAUGUGACUUUGAGAUGACCUCUUAGUGGUGAGGUGGACAUAGUGCAAGAAGAGAUUAUGUGAUUGAGAUAGAGGGAUUGCCUGUACAACAUGGUAUUCAAAAUCACCCUAAUCAGGGAUGGAUUAUACAAAAGUGCACAUAUGAAAUGGAGAAAUCCCUAGUAGCUGGGAUUUAUUGAAGGAAAGACUGAGAUUUUCUGAUUUAUGGCGCAAAAUAGGACUGCAAAUUUUAUUCUCUUCAUUGUUAAAGGACUAGAAUUGCAUAGAUUGAGGUCUUUGGCCAGGCCAGAACAAAAUCUGAGGUAAUAUACAUGUAUUUGCCAUAAAUCAUAAGAGUCUUGGUCUUUGUUACAAUUCUAAUGUGAUAAACAAACCAGACGAACGACUAUUUGCAUUGAUUUACAGUGGUCAAACAUACUCAAUUAUAGACCAGUAAAUCAAUCGUUCUAGUUAUUG